AUGCCAGACGCUCAGGUUGUGGGUUUGAAGCCGCUAACGUGCCCUUUUGCCCCGCACUUUGCCGCUGAACCUCUGAGCCUGGGGGCAACACUGAAGCUGUCAGAGGAGCUGCCUGAAGGACAUCCAGCAAAACCCAGAGGCCACCUCCUGACAGGACAUGAGCACAUCACCAACAAGGCAUUCGGGAGGCAUGUGGAGGAGCAGGAGGAUGUUCAGAUAGAGGUGUAA
Knipowitschia caucasica is the source of this 228-nucleotide messenger RNA. Lineage: Eukaryota; Metazoa; Chordata; Actinopteri; Gobiiformes; Gobiidae. The record is from the annotation of a GenBank genome assembly.